ACGGCUAAAUCAUUUUUGAGUAAAGUAAUAAAAAAACGUUCUGCUUGCCAAAAACGAAGACGACUUUCGACCAAACUUAAAUAUAAAGUAAAACGACGACCAAAAGCUAGUUCCAAACCAGACGAACAUUAUGGUAACGCAGACAUAUUAGACGGUAUAAGAGAAGUCGAUGAUCCAUCAUUUGUAAAAGAUAUGGAACAGUUUCUGAAGACUUUAUAUGACGUCAACCGCACCACAGUAGAAGAAACUACAAGACAUCAAGCCGAAAGUGAAAACUGGAGGGCAGAAAGGAUGAUUCGACUCACCGCUAGUAACUUUGGUCGUGUAUGCAAAAUGCGUCGUAAUACUAGUUGCAAAAAUAUAGUGCAUUCAAUCUUAUAUCUAACAUUCAAUAACAAGUCUGUCCAGUAUGGUAGGGAUAUGGAAGACGAGGCAAAAACAAAAUUUGAAGAAAAGUUCGGUUACAAAAUAAAAAAAUGUGGUCUUUUGAUUGAUACGCAAAUUCCAUAUUUAGCUGCUAGUCCAGAUGGAAUUAUUGGUGAUACUGCUAUCGUUGAAAUUAAAUGUCCUUAUGCUACAAAAGACACGGAAAAUGAGAUGGAGGCUGUAUCCACUGGCAAAGUUUGUUUUCUACUAAAAAAUACCUUUCCUUAUUUAUUUUUUUAA
Rhopalosiphum padi (bird cherry-oat aphid) is the source of this 666-nucleotide messenger RNA. RefSeq lists its product as uncharacterized. Lineage: Eukaryota; Metazoa; Arthropoda; Insecta; Hemiptera; Aphididae. The record is from RefSeq and is a predicted model, not a curated record.